Molecule: messenger RNA, 1016 nt
Organism: Cylicocyclus nassatus
Lineage: Eukaryota; Metazoa; Nematoda; Chromadorea; Rhabditida; Strongylidae
Source: the annotation of a GenBank genome assembly
UUCUUAUUUUCUCAUGUUGAGGGAUUGAUUGCAUGUUAUUGGUAUUUACCAUUUGCGUGCUUCUGUUUGUCAAAUCUGUUUCUGGUAACAAUGGUGGUUGGAACACUGAGGAGAAAGAUGUUGUCGGCAGAGAUGGACCAUGCAAUAUCGAGAGGCACGACGCCAAUCAUCUGACGGAAAAGGAGUUUCUGAAAAGAUAUGCUUACCAAGAACCGGUGGUGAUUUACAAUGUGGAGAACAACGACUUUCGUAAGCUCACUGCGAAGGUCGAAAUGCUAAAGGAUUGGAAAGACACACCAGUAACCUUAAACUCGGCCAACACCUACAGUUAUACUCGAGUCCCUACCACUUUCGGACAGUAUUUGGAAGAACGUCUUCUACCGCAGAGUCUCGAUACACUUGGCAAUGAAACUAUGUACUUAUUUGGCGACUUUGACCGAAAUCUAUGGGCUCCAUUGCUGGAUAAUUAUCACAUUCCGAAGUGGUCGCUGCCUGGGCAUCGUCCUGCCCUCAGCUUCGGGAUUGCUGGUGCAGGAACGGGUGUGCCUUUCCACUUUCAUGGACCUGUCUUUGCCGAGGUUAUAUAUGGUUCGAAGAGAUGGUUUCUGUAUCCAUUCGAGGAUCGUCCAGAUUUUGAUCCGGAUCAUUCAACCCUGGAAUGGUUUGCAAAGAACUACACCAGAUUGCCGCGAGACAAACGUCCACUUGAAUGUGUAGUGAAACCUGGAGAGUUAAUCUAUCUGCCUGAUAAAUGGUGGCACGCCACCUUAAACACCGAAACCAGCGUAUUUAUUAGCACUUUUCUUAGUCCUUGAUCAAAUCACUAGUGAGGGCAAGUAGUGGAGCUGUUUAGCUGCUAAAUUGUUGAUUUGGCUUGCUUGAAGUUGUUACGUUCAUGAUCUGAUGUGGAUCUUUAUUAGUCGAUGAUUCUUUAAACUGUUCCCUUUUUUUGGGGCAGUCUAAACCUCGGGUUCAGUUCGGGAAUGUUUUGAUAAUCCAUAUGUGCAAAUUUUUUA